CAGCUUCUGACGGCAGUAGUGUGUGCUCAUGUGUGUCGAUGUGUGUUUGUAAACGUAUGUAGCUGAGGGUGACGGCUUGUGGAUAUGCGGGGCUAUGAGGUGUGGCUGCCGGCGGGUGUGUGGUUGUUGAUUGGUCGCUUGGCGUUUUCCAUGGAAAUGAAAAACGACGCUCCUCCCACUUCCUUAUACAGAGUAUCGGGGACAAAUGGGUACGAGUUCGAGUACAAAGUGGUGGACUCCAAGGCCGCGUGGGUUCACAGCCGGGAUGAGUGGAGCGACGGGCAAUCAACCAGAGGAUCCUAUACCGUGAAACUCCCCGACGGACGGAUCCAAAAAGUCACUUUCACAGCUGAUGAAAAUGGCUAUCACCCUAUCAUCACCUACGAGCAUGCUGACGAGGAUGGCGAUGGAGGAGGAGGUGGAGGAGGAGGGGUUGGAGCUAUACCUGACUGGAUUGGUGCAAGUCGAGGAAACUGGUAUACUGCACCUCAUACCCAUGGAGUUUCUAGUGAUUUAAGAAAUAUUGGGCAUCCUGAGAAAGAAUUAAAAGGAUCAGGAGAAGGCGUUACCUUUCAGCCUCAUUUCCACGACCCCUGGGGACCCAGGCCACUUCCUCACCACCUCUACGGCCCACUACGACUUAAUGAACAGGAUAUUUCGCUCUACGAUCUACCUUAUCUAUAUGAGUAUCACUACCAACCACCACCGCCUUUACUGCCACCACCUCCGCCGCCAUCUCCACGUCGUGAGUCCCACUCUCACCUGUACAAAGCUCCGAUGUCGGAAGAAUCAUCUGAAGAGGGAGGUGAUGAUUAUGGAGUGUCUUUAUAUUCGAAAAUGAAGAGAUUUGAACCGAAAUCUGCAAUUAACAUGAGAGAGAAACCUAAAACGUACUUAGCUGACGGAAGAAAAGACCUCGACGAAGCACAAUCAAUGGACUCUGACGAGCAAUCUUACGAAAAGAAAACAAGUGACACUCGGCGGUUAGUAAAUAACCACAAAAAAGAAAAAAUCAAAUAUGAUUCAGGUGAUGAAGUAGAAGAAUCGAGUGAACACAUGAUGGAAAAGUCGGAUGGAUAUGAUAUGAAAAAAGAUUUGGAUGACGAUAAGAUGAAAUACGAGCAAUCAGAAGAAGUGGAAAUGGACAGAAAGAUGGAGAAGACAGAUACAAGAGAAUACGGAAAGUUUCACACCAUGAGCGCACAGCAUAAGGACAUGGACGAGUACUUAAGGAAGAUAAAGAGAGUGAUAGCGAGGUUUGAGAAGCCCAGACCACCGUCCCACCACCACCACCACGACAACCACCAUGCACUUUAUCGUCAAGAUACAACUAGAAUGGUUACUCCGAGAAAGUGGAUACCAAAGAAAGCUAGCGUGGCGGAUCCCUCUGAACACGAUAGUAGUGAUUUAGAGGGGAGACCCCGGCAAAUUGAUGUGAAAAUGACGCCGCCUGAUAAACCGUUCGACAAACCUAGCAAAAUGGAUGUGAAAAUGACGCCGCCAGAUAAACCGUUCUUCAAACCUAGCAAAAUGGAUGUGAAAAUGACGCCCCCAGAUAAACCGUUCUUCAAACCUAGCAAAAUGGAUGUGAAAAUGACGCCGCCAGAUAAACCGUUCAACACACAGAACAGAAUGGAAUUUAGAAUGACGCCACAGAACAAACCAUCCCUUAAACCAGUUGUCAAAGUGCUCCAUAACCCUUCCAAAAUGAGAGUUACGAUGACGCCGCCAGACAAGCCAUUUUACAUACAAAAGCAUCGCCCUCCAUCACCACCUCCUUCAACACCACCACCUCCACCUCGUCCACCUCCUCCUCCUACAACCACUCUUAUACGUAAACAUUCUCUCCAAACGAAGCAUCAAAAAGGACUUAGGGAUUUUAUUUUGAGCACUUCCGCACCGAUGUUACAUGCUCCUCCCCCUACUACUCCGCGACACAUCAUCCCCUCCAGUCUUGCCCAUCACCGCUCUCGUCUCCUCGCUCACUCCUAACCCUGCCUCACCCUUUUUCUUCUCCCUUUCCUCUGUUUUUCCUUUACUUUCCACGUGAGGCGAUGAGAAGUUAAUUUGUAGGAAUGAAUUAUAUGUAGAAUUCUAUACAUAUGUAUUGAUGUUAGUCAUAUAUUAGUUGAUGAAUUUAAUUUUUUGGCAAUAUAUUUACUGAUCAAUUCAUUCAUAGAUUUAUUUAUUUAUUUUAAAUAAUUAACUUAUUUAUUUCUGCAUGUAUGUAUCUACACUAAGAAGCUUUUAUUUAUUUAUUUAUUUAUUUAUUUCUGCAUGUAUGUAUCUACACCAAGAAGCUUUUAUUUAUUUAUUUAUUUAUUUAUUUAUUAGGUGCUGCCUGUAGUGCCGGUAGGCUUUCUCGAUGCAUACAGAAUAACAUGUCUUUUUCGCCUUUAGAAAGUGGGCAAAAUGCCAUUUUAUUAAACUAUGAACGUCAAGCGAAAACAAAAUUAAAAAGAUA
This is a messenger RNA of Eriocheir sinensis (Chinese mitten crab), 2464 nucleotides long. RefSeq lists its product as uncharacterized. The record is from RefSeq and is a predicted model, not a curated record. NCBI's taxonomy places the organism in Eukaryota, Metazoa, Arthropoda, Malacostraca, Decapoda, Varunidae. The coding region runs from base 85 to 1992 and encodes 635 amino acids. Gene Ontology annotation, cellular component: extracellular matrix. The transcript is spliced from 3 exons.